CUACUUGAUCUGUGGUUAAAAUAUUAAAAUGUAGGGUCUGCUUGUGCUCAAAACUUGAGGUUAUAAUUUUUAAUGGUUUAUUCAUAAUUGAUUAAAUAUAUACCAAAUCCAAAUAACGGUAAAUAAUAAAUAUUAGUAUCAACGGAUUGUUGCAGUUUUGGGAUACCCGAUAUAGACAAACAAUGGGAGUUCGAGGAUUAACUACGUAUUUAAAUUAUAAUUCUAAUAUUUUUAUGAAGGAUUAUGAUCUACACAAUACUAACUUAGUAAUAGAUGGAAAUAGCCUUUGUGCUCAAUUGUACAGAUCACUCAACUGCUUUUCCGCUUUUGGUGGUGACUACGAUAAAUUUGCUGCUUACGUUAAGACAUUUUUUAAGAAUCUAAAGAAAUGUAAGGUUACUCCAUAUGUAAUAUUUGAUGGUAGCUAUGAGAAAAGAAAGCUUAGAACGGCAUACAGUAGACUUCGUUCUAAGAUCUAUGGUGCUUCCCGCCUCGAUCCUGUCACACAAGGAUCUCUUCAAAUAUUUCCUCUGCUAUUAAGGGAUGUUUUCAAGGAAGUAUUAAAAGAGUUGACUGUGAUGUAUACAAUAUGUGAAUUUGAGGCAGACGAUGAAAUUGCUGCCUUAGCUAGGUACUUAAGCUGCCCUGUACUAAGUUAUGAUUCUGAUUUCUUUAUAUAUAAUGUUGUCUACAUCCCAUUUAACACUCUAGAGAUAAAACCAAAGCAAAUUCUUCAUGAUGAUAAAAAAGUCUUUGCAAUGAAGUGUAGAAUAUAUAAAGUUGAAUUUUUAACUAAACAUUUUGGGGGUAUUGAAAAGGAACUUUUGCCAUUAUUAGCAACAUUAUUAGGAAAUGACUUUGUUGAAAAAAAAGUAUUUUGGAAAUUCUUUUCUCAGUUAAAAACUCCUAAAGGUAAAAAAUCUAAAAAUGAACAACAGCGCUGCAUACAUGGGUUGUUUCUAUGGCUUCAAAAUGAGACAUUGGAGUCUGCUAUAACAAAAAUAAUUGGUAGGCUAAAAAAAAAACAAAAAAACAAAGUCUUUGCUAUUAUUAUGAAAAGUAUUAAUGGCUAUAAUAAAAAAGAAUGUAAAUCACUAAAAUAUUUCAAUUUGUCAAAUGACAGUAUUGAUGAUAUCAUUGACAUAAAAAUGCCUGAAGAAAUUAAUGAUGAUGAUAUUGACAACCAAUCAGAUGAGAAUAGAAGUUUGUCAAGUAAUGAUGAAUCUGAUAAAGAGUCAAAUAGUUGUCUUGACAUUGAAGAAAGCCUACCAGAAUGGUUUGCUGAAGGCAUUCGACAUAAAACAAUACCACAUUCAUUUACCAAUUUAUAUACUCAUCAUUUGCAUUUCUGUUCUCCUCAAGCUGAGGAUUAUUUGCAAGAUGAUGCCCAUUACUGUAUUCUACCAAUACUGAGAUAUGCAUUUGAUAUGCUAACAGACUUUGAACAAGAACAUUUUGUGUAUGUUAGCAGAGAGAAAGAUUGUAAUUACAGAAGGAUAUUUGUUGGAAAAGAGUUUACAGUUUCUAAACCAAUCAUCUUACCAAUUUCACAAUUAAAUGGAUCCCAGCUACAUGCAUAUUUCUAUCAUUUUUUCAAAGAAAAACUACCUCAAUUGAACUUUGAAGUUUUGAACCUACUUCCCUCAAACUUUCAACUUUUUGCACUGGCACUUUUGUGGUGGGUUUCUAACUGUGAUGUUUCAGUAGGCCAACUACAAAGCUUAAUUAUAUGUUACACAUAUUUAGAUGCAAUUGAUGAAAAAGUUGGCAGUACUAGAAGUUACUUCCACUUUAAUAAUAAGUUCUCUAAUAAAAUAUUGGAACUUAAAGGGAGAUCUGUAACAGAAGUAUCAGAUGACCUACAAAUGAAUAAAAAUAAAGUUCAAUAUGAUGAUUGUAUAGUUUCAGCGGCCAUGCUAUUAAAAAACUUUGAAAUAGAUGAAACUAUAAAAAAAAAGCCUAAAAGUUAUAAUUCAAGGAGAAUACAUACCUUUGCUCAGUUCCAGUGUUGCCUUUAUGCCAUAAACUCCUUAAACACUCUGUGUGGUAGCCCAUUUGAAAGUACAAUAUAUUCAAAAAGUUAUAAUGGUACAUUUAUUUACAAUAUGGCACUGAAACUUGAAAAGGAAAGUGAUCCAGUGUUAUAUUUGCAGAAAUAUUUAUUUGGUGCAACCAGUGUACUUUGUUUCUACAAAAGUUUAAACACGGUAAUAUCUACAUUAAUAAAUGAAUUAAAUUUGAAAUUUAAGGAUUGUACCAUGGGGAAGAAAAAAAAUAGAAGACGAAAAACAGAUGAAGAAAUAACACUUUUAAUUAAAGAAUUUGAGUCCGAAGUUAUAAUAUAGUUAAUUUCAUAUUUUAUUUUGUAUUAAAUCCUCAACAUUGCUAGCAAUAUUACCAAAUAACAUACAUCCUAAUAUUUCUACUAUAGAAAUUCCAGGAACAUAUUUGGGGUUUAAACUAGAUUUAUUUCAUUCUUUGCAAUUUGACAACUUUAUUCUUUAUUUAAUUUAAAUUUAUAAUAAAAUUUAGUUUCGAACACGUUAUCUUCGCAACAAUAAUACUUUAAUUAAAAAAGCCUUAAACUAGUCUUUUUAUUGUUUAAUUUAAUUUAAAUUUGUUCUCGGCCUUUGGCAGGGUUGUACGUUACCGGGCGAGUGCUUAAACUGUACAUGGAGGGCACAGUCGAAUUUCUAUAGUAUGCAGUGGGCAUCGAACUAUAGAAAGGAGACUGUGUAGGUUUAGAAUGUAGCAAUACGUUCUAG
Pieris brassicae (large cabbage white) is the source of this 2765-nucleotide messenger RNA. It is a transcript of the gene ast, whose product is annotated as protein asteroid. The record is from RefSeq and is a predicted model, not a curated record. Bases 183 to 2345 code for a protein of 720 amino acids. Lineage: Eukaryota; Metazoa; Arthropoda; Insecta; Lepidoptera; Pieridae. Gene Ontology annotation, molecular function: nuclease activity. The transcript has a single exon.